AUGUCUGGUGCCAAUGGUAGCGGUGCAUCGCGCUCCACUGGAGGAGGUCGCAGAAAUCUGGCUUCAUCCAUGUUCAUUGAUCUCACAGGGGAUAAUGAUGAGGACAGCGAAGAUAGUAAGAAGCGCAAUGAGAAACUCAAGAAGAAAAGUAACAAGUCCUUCAUUGAUUUGUCAAUAUCAUCCGAUGACGAACCUUCUGCGCCGGCAAAGACACCAGUAUUAUCAAAGCCACAAGCAGAGGUAAAAUUGUCACUAAAUUCGCCACCAAACGCUUCAGCAAAGCCCAGAACAAGGGUUCCAAAAUAUCAAAAUGGAGGAAUAUACAGCCUUUUGUCGGGGGGUGAAUCCGACGACGAACUUCGUACAAAAGUAUCAGGGUCACUUUCAAAAAAGGUUGAUGACAAUCCCAAGACUGAUGCUAUGACUAGAAGGUCACCUUCGAGAUCAAAAUCUAACAGCGGAGGGGUGGCAAGCAGUGUUCCUCUAAGACAAGGUACUGCACGGAAAACAGUUAUGGUCUCACACCGAAAAUCCAGCUCUGGAUCAUUUGCUCCCGUUACUUCUCAUUCGACACAAAAUAAAAUUAAUUCUGCGCCCAGUUCAGCAAGAUCAACACCAGGAGCAUUGGGAGGUCACGGGAUUUUGCCAAAAUCAGGAUCUAUUUUGAACCUUUCUCAUGUUAUAGGCCAGCAACCAAAAUCAAAGGCUACCUCACUUUCAACGGCCGGCCCAUCGCAACUGAACAUAUCUACUGCGGGGAAGGUGCCUGCUUCGAAUAUUCCACCCGUCCACCUUGAUUCUGAAAAGGUUGCAACGCCAAGACCGCAGUGCCCUAUAGCAUCUAUAUCACUCGGAAUCAAAGAAUCUCCAGUUUUCGCAAGAGACGCGCCAUCAAUUAUUCAGAUUGAUAGAGGUAGAUCUGGAAGUCAAAAUGACAAUGAAUCCCGAGCGGAACUUGAUUUACACAAGAAGCAAAGUCUCUUUCUGGAAUCCCGUCUGGAUGGCGAGGCAGGGUGUUCUAGAUCAAUAGAAAAGGAAGACACGAACUCGAAUCUAUUGACACGAGAAGAAGUUCCUCGAAUCACUCGUAAAGUUGUGGAAAGGAGGGCAGAGGAUUAUAUACCGGCAAGAGAAAAUGCUAGGAACACCGAUAAAGACGACGAUGCUGGAAAUCAUGAUGGGAAUGGCAAAAUACUAAGCAUGGUUUUGCAGCCAGAUGGGAAUGAUAACCCAGAUCGUACUGAAAACGAGAUCAUAGAUUAUGAAUUUCCGAGCGGCACUGAUAGUUCCAAAGCUCGAAAGACCCCUUACAAAAAGAAAGGGAAUCAUGGCGGUGCGAGACGCGGACCAGCCUGGGAGAAGCAGAGACAUGAAAGGAACAAUGCUACUGGAGGAAGAAGUAUCGACAGUGAAGCUUCGGAUGACGAAGACGACGAUAUUCAGCCACUACCUCGAAGGAGAAGAAAAAGAGGUCAAGAUACAAACCAAAACUUAGUAUCGAAGCCUCCAUCCCCUCGCUCUGCUUCACCUAUCCUCGAUGCUGGAAAGGAGAGAUGUGGACAAUCGGAAAGCCACAUGACUCUCAUAUCAAAGGGAAAGUGUUUAACCCUAGGUGGACCGUCCAAAAUAGAGUAUCAAGGAUUGUCAGUUGACGAGAUGAAACGAAGUCUGGCAAACUUAGAGGAGACUAUGACGGAAGAUCGUGGCCUAAGCAUCAGAUCUAUUCUGGAGAAACGACGGCUGCGCGCCCAAACAGCGAUGAAAUUAGAUAAUCUGGACGAGGAAAGCCCCUUUGCAUCCUUAAAAGCAGCAGACGAAAAUGCCGAGGGGGCUGUAAAACUGGACAUACGAACUACCAGGAAAGACAAAAUCCCAACUUACGUUAUACCAAUAGUAGUGGGGCAUGGUGGCGUGGAUCGAACACCUGCUUACACCCAUCAUAUCAAUGUAAUACGAAAUCACCUCACCGGAGAUGAUGAAACGCUUCGUUAUAUUCCAAUAGUCGACACUGGUAAUGCUAUACAUAAUAAGAAGGAGUCAGCGGAAAAAUUUGUAAAGGACUUAAACACAGCUUAUACUGAAAGAAAUAGUGACCCAAGAGAGAAGGAAAGGGUAUCUCAGAUCGACAGACACUUAGAUGACUUUUUAGAAGGGAUCGGUUACGACAAUUGCAAUAGGCCUGCACUUGUUCGAUACUAUUUGGGACAUGAGUCUCAAAGAUUGUCAUACCCUAAAGAAGAAGAGAAAUUCGUCCUCAAGACACUCGGCGGCCCUUUAACUGGAGAGUUGUAUAAGAAAAUGGUGUUGAUUGUCGAAGAAAUGACCGAAGCCUUUGGAGUUGAUCUGGAUGAUGUGGUCCUGUCUCAAUCCCGGUUCAAAGAGCUGGUCGAAUCAUCGAGAGCAGCCCAAUCAUGUGAGCGAUCAGCCGAUCGGCCAUCUCCCCCAGAACGACUGGAGACCGUGGCGCAAUUUACCUGUCUAAUCUGCCUAGGUGCCGCUUGCACAACUCAUGGUGAGUAUAAUUAUCUGAAAAUCAACAAAGACAUUUCAAGUGAUGAUUCCUCCGAAGUCGGUUCUCCUGCUGGCCGAUCAUUCAAAAAGUCAGAUUACGAAUACGUAUGGGACAAGCUCGUUAUGCAUUAUCCAGAUGUCAGACGAAAACACAAUGCUCGAGAUCACAGCAAAAAGAACGAGAACUGGCACCCAGAGCAUUGGAACACCGAUAAAGACACCGCAAAAGCAUGUAGCGACGAGUGUUACCGAGGAAGAACUAUAUGGACUAACUAUGCCUGGACCCAAGAAGAGGAGAACGAGCUCAAAAAUAUUCUAUUAGCAGUCAAACCUAACAAACCUUGCAGUCUUGUAGACAUCGUCGAUAAGCCCUGCUGGCAAAUAUAUUCCAAAAUCCUCGACCUCGAGGACCAAGCCCCCGUCAACAGGAGUCGAGCUCUUCCUAAGAAACAGAAAAUUGAGCCUGCGGAAUGGUACGACCCUAAAGCCGUGCCCAGAAAUCGCGGUCUCAAGCCAGGCUGGCAAGAUGACACCACAGCGCACAUGCAUGAUAAACGCGUUCAACCGGCCCCAUGUGUGCACGAUGGUCCAUGUCGUCGCGAGAUGGACUGCCAUUGCGUCAUCCAGAACAUUCUCUGCGAACAUUUCUGUGGCUGUCCCGAUGACUGUGGACGACGAUUCGCGGGCUGUUCUUGUCAUGCCGAGGGUCUCGCUUGCGCCUCGGAUACCUGCAUUUGCUUCCAGAUGAACCGCGAAUGCGGUGAACAGUGCGAUAGCUGUGGCUCACUAGAUCGCACUCGACCGCAGAAUCGGCACAAGGAAGGACUUUUCCAAAAUGGUUGUCAGAAUAUAGCACUACAACGUGGAGUCAAUAAAAAGCUCAUUUUGGGAAAAUCUCAACUCCAAGGCGUCGGCUUCGGCCUGUUCACCGCGGAACCGAUCAAGAAAGGGGAUUUUCUUCAUGAAUAUGCUGGAGAGGUGAUUUCGGAAAAUGAAGCUAACCGUCGGGGAGUGAUAUACGAUCGCAAGUAUUCAAGUUUUCUCUUCGAUCUGAACAAGGAAUGGAUUAUAGAUGGUGCACGAAUGGGGAAUAAAACCCGAUUCAUCAAUCACGCGGAGACGGAGGCCGAUGGGCUCAAUUGUAUUGCGAAAAUUCUACUGGUGCAUGGAGAGCAUCGGAUUGAAUUCCGCGCCAGUCGUGACAUCAAAAUUGGAGAAGAAUUAUUCUUCAACUACGGCAAGAAAUUUGCGGAAAUUCAAGGCUUGGAUAAGAAAAUCGGGGAUGGCAAAGGGAAGAUGCCGCAAGCAAAUCAGGGAGUGGUUACGGGAGAGGCGGCGCUGGCGGAGCUCGAUGGGUUGAGUGGGAGGAGGGGGGCUCGGAGGGAAAAAGCUCGCGAGAUUGUGGAGGCGCUAGAGGGGGGAGUAUCCACAAAGGGGAAGAGAGGGAGGCCGAGGGGGAAGGCUAGUAAAAAAGCGAGAGUGGAGCCGCACCUUGCUGUUGCGGGACUGUCGAAUCCUCAUGGGGAUCAAGAAGAUGGAGAAAUUGAUGGAGAUGGCGAUGAGAUGAUGAUGGAUAUCGACCCAUCGCUCUACCCAGAUAUAAUACAAGACAGCGACGUAGAAGACGAAACGUUCAUCGGCAAACUCUCAUCGGAUAUCGAAAUGGGAGAUGCAGAAGAUGAAGAUGAUGAAGAAGAAGAAGAUGAUGAAGCAGUGAGAAGAACACGAAGAACGAGAAAAAUGCCGGCGAGGUAUACGAGAUAA
Messenger RNA from Sclerotinia borealis F-4128, 4275 nucleotides. NCBI's taxonomy places the organism in Eukaryota, Fungi, Ascomycota, Leotiomycetes, Helotiales, Sclerotiniaceae. The record is from the annotation of a GenBank genome assembly.